Messenger RNA from Fraxinus pennsylvanica, 480 nucleotides. Lineage: Eukaryota; Viridiplantae; Streptophyta; Magnoliopsida; Lamiales; Oleaceae. The record is from the annotation of a GenBank genome assembly.
AUGGGUAUCUUCAAGUUUUUCCACGAGGCUAAGACGAAGGUUGCUCCCCACAGGAUGUUCAAAACUUUGGUCACUGAAUCCCAUAACGUUUUACCGAAAGUCACCCCGUCCAUCAAGAGCGUUGAGAUCAUUGAAGGAGAUGGCGGUCCUGGAAGCAUAUAUAAGACAACCUUCCCAGAAGGUGCUCACUUCAAACACGUUAGUCACAAGAUUAAUGAUAUCGACCCUGUGAACUAUGUAAGCAAAUAUACUUUGGUUGAUGGAGACGUACUCGGAGACAAGAUCGAGAAAGUUGAUUACGAGGUGAAAUUCGAGCACUCCGAGGAUGGAGGAUGUGUUGUCAAGCAGACCAGUGAGUAUCAUACCAAGGGUGAUUUUGAACUCAAAGAGGAGGAUGUUAAAGCAGGCAAAGAACAAGCUCAGGGACUCUUCAAGGCUUGUGAUGAGUACCUUGCCGCCAAUCCUCAUGUUUGUGCCUAA